This is a messenger RNA of Ziziphus jujuba (common jujube), 2605 nucleotides long. RefSeq lists its product as uncharacterized. Gene Ontology annotation, molecular function: metal ion transmembrane transporter activity. The coding region runs from base 578 to 2251 and encodes 557 amino acids. NCBI's taxonomy places the organism in Eukaryota, Viridiplantae, Streptophyta, Magnoliopsida, Rosales, Rhamnaceae. Gene Ontology annotation, biological process: metal ion transport; transmembrane transport. The record is from RefSeq and is a predicted model, not a curated record. Gene Ontology annotation, cellular component: membrane. The transcript is spliced from 8 exons.
UUUUUAGACAUAUUUUAUGAACAUUAUUUUUGCAAAUUCUUUGUGUUGAUAUUCUUAGGACGUGGUUGGGUGAAUGUGGAAUUAACAAAUUUUGAGACUUCUCAACAGAAUAUAUGUGUUGAAAUGAACUAUUUUGGAAAGCAUAGUAUUCGGAGGUGUCUAUUUGUGCAUUUAUGCUUGCCGUUUUUUUAUUGCAUAUCAUCACCAUUUCAGAACCCUGAUUCAUGCUCAGUUUCUUUCAUAAUAUGGUUAUCAUUUAGUUUCUUAGGUUUUGUUUGUUGUUUUAAAUAUUUGACAGAUGACUGACUGUAGGAAAAAAACAUUUUAAUUGUGGGUUUUUUGUUACAACUAUGUAUAAAUUGGACUGAGAUUUUAAUCCUCCUUUUCACAUGCAGUACUUACUUGGAAUGAGCUGCUUGCAGCUUACCUCUGGUAGUGAACCAAAGCUUUGAUACCAAAUGUAGCUGUCUUUAGAAAAUUGGUUCCCUUGAGGUGUUUCCUCUUGGUUUCUUAUUUUUGGAUUAUGGUGUUGCCCAUUCUGCAUUGCUGAAUGUUGUGAUCCUGAGAAUGGAAUAACAUGAAGAAACCAGAGAACCAUAAAACUUAUUCAAGUAGAGAUGCCUUGCCUGGAAGCCAACUUUGGAUUGAUGGGCUUAUCUGUGCUUUUGAAUUUAUUCGAGGCUCAAAAAGCUCUGUUCAAUCAAAAUCUGGUUCUAGAAUCCCACAUAGACAACAGGCUGAUGACCGUCAUUCAAGGUUACGUGUGCCUUCAACUGGAUUUGCUGAGCGAUCAUCUCCGAGACUGGAUAAGAAUAAAGUGUCUGAGAACUCAUCUAUAACUGAACUCAGGGAUAGGGUCAAUGAUACUAUUCCUUUUGAUGACAACAAAGAUAGCCAGGUCCAUCAAUCAACCCAGCUUCAAAGCGUUGAAAAUUUUGAAGGUAGCCAUUGGAUACCAAUUGGGUGGGCCAGGAUAUAUGAACUUGUCCAUAAUGUGCAAGUUGAUUCUAGUUGGGAAGCUCAGCAGCUUGAGUGUGUGGAUGAUGAGGAUGACUUAACUGUUGCAGAUUUAGCUGCUCCUUAUUGGGAGCGUCCAGCAGGUCCCAUAUGGUGGUGCCAUUUGUCUGCAGGUCACCCCUCUGUUGAGGCAUGGCUUAGCACUGCUCAGUGGUUGCAUCCUGCUGUUAGUUUGGCUUUAAGAAAUGAAAGCCGACUGAUAAGCGAGCGGAUGAAACACUUACUUUAUGAGGUCCCAGUUAGAGCUUCUGGAGGGCUGCUAUUUGAGCUUUUGGGUCAGUCAGCUGGUGAUCCAUUUGUUGAAGAAGAUGACAUCCCCAUUGUACUUAGAUCCUGGCAAGCACAGAACUUCUUAGUAACUGUAUUGCAUGUAAAAGGCACUGUGUCAAGCAUAAACGUUUUGGGCAUUGCAGAAGUUCAGGAACUUCUUUCUGCUGGAGGUUAUAAUGCACCAAGAACAAUUCAUGAAGUCAUAGCACAUCUAGCUUGCCGUCUCACUCGAUGGGAUGAUAGGUUAUUCCGCAAAUCCAUAUUUGGGGCGGCAGAUGAGAUUGAAUUGAAAUUUAUGAACAGGAGAAACCAUGAGGAUAUGAAUCUUUUUAGCGUAAUUCUGAACCAGGAAAUCAGAAAGUUAUCAAGACAGGUUAUAAGAGUGAAAUGGUCUCUUCAUGCCAGAGAAGAGAUUGUAUUUGAGCUUCUCCAACUUUUAAGAGGAAAUACAGCAAGACUCUUACUAGAGGGAAUAAGAAAAAGUACCAGGGAAAUGAUAGAGGAGCAAGAAGCUGUUCGUGGCCGCUUGUUUACCAUUCAAGAUGUAAUGCAGAGUACCGUCCGGGCGUGGUUGCAGGACAGAAGUCUUAGGGUAACACAUAACCUGGCUGUCUUUGGAGGCUGUGGCUUGGUUCUCUCAAUCAUAACAGGGCUUUUUGGAAUCAAUGUUGAUGGAAUCCCUGGGGCAGAGAAUACACCAUAUGCAUUUGGUCUAUUUUCAGCUGUCCUUUUCUGCAUAGGAGUCAUACUAAUCGUACUUGGAUUGCUUUAUCUUGGUUUGAAAAGGCCUAUCACUGAAGAGCAGGUUGAAGUCAGGAAGUUUGAGCUGCAAGAGUUGGUUAAGAUGUUUCAGCAUGAGGCAGAAACUCAUGCCCAGGUUCGUAAAAAUGUUUCUCGGAAUAACUUGCCCCCAACUGCGGGCGAUAUGAUCCCAGAUGAUGCAGAUUAUGUUCUCAUCCAAUGAAAAUAUGUUAUGAUCAUUCAAUUGAUUGGUCUUUAUUUAUGACUUCCUGUUGGGAGGUGAGGUCUGAAAGAAAAAUGACUUGGUUCUAGAAACUUAUAUCUGGAAAAUUGAAGGCAAGAAGUGACAAUAGGAGAAGAUUAUGGCUGCAUUAUGGAAUUCCACUCUAUUAGAUGAGAGAGUAGUAAGAACAAUCUACAACUGGCAUCUUAAUUUUAGGAUUGGUUUUACCAUCGUAAAAAUGUUUCUCGGAAUAAGUUGCCCCUAACUGCUGGCGAUAUGAUCCCAGAAGAUGCAGAUUAUGUUCUCAUCGAAUGAAAAUAUGUUAUAAUCAUUCAAGUGAUUGGUCUUUAUUUA